AUGGCUACCGACGACGAUAACUUCGACAUUGACAUCUACGGCGACGGCACUUACAAUGCCAAUGACACCGGAGAUUUCAAGCAGGAGGAUACUGAGCUCGUUCUGGAUGCUCCCGAGAAUCAGCCCGAGUCCAGCACUGAUACCGUCAAGCAUGAGAACGCUCCUGCCACUCAGACCCAGCAGGUGAACAAUAAUGCAGCUCCACCGGCCCCUCAGCAGCAGGCACCUCAGCAGCAGACUCCCCACCAUGGUCUGCCUGCGCCCCCCCAGGGAGUCAAGCGAAAGGAAUACGAAGACCAGUCCGUGGAUCCAGAUGCGACAACUGCGCUGUUGAUCUCGGAUCUAUCCUGGUGGACUACCGAUGACGAUAUCCGAGGCUGGGUGAACCAAGCCGGAGUCGAGAACCAGCUUAAGGACGUGACCUUCAGCGAACAUAAAGUGAACGGCAAGAGCAAGGGUCAAGCGUUUGUUGAGUUCACUACCGCGCAGGCAACGACAGCGACUAAACACAACAUCGAGAGAAACGGCGGUCCCGCGCGUAAGCACACCGUGAUCUACACCAGCCCCCACCAAAACCCAUUUAAGACCCUGCCCAAGGAUACCCCGAUGCGCAAUGCUGGUGGCCGCGGCGGCGGUGCUGCCCACAACACCGGUGGCAACCCCAACUACGGCAUGAACAACCACACUGGUGGUGGAUUCCGUGGCCGGGGUGGCUUCAACAACCGCGGCAUGGGUGGUAACAUGAACAACAACUUUAACAACCGCAAUUUCAACCCGAUGGGUGGAUUCCAAGGCGCGCCUAACCCCAUGAUGGGUGGCUUCCAGGGUGCCCCGAUGGGCGGAAUGCAGAACUACGGAUUCAACAACAACCGCGGCAACAUGAUGGGUGGUAUGCGCGGCGGUGCUGGUAUGCGCGGCGGUCGUGGUGGGAACCCCAUGGGUGGUGGUCCGAACAUGAUGGGUAUGCCUACUAUGACUCCCCCCAUGGGUGGCAUGGGUAUGAACCCGAUGGCUGGUAUGAACCCCAUGAUGGGUGGUGGCAUGGGCGGUAUGGGAGGCAACAUGCCGAUGCAAGGACAACAAGGUUUCCAGGGUCCAACCCCCGGAUUCAAUAAUCAGGGCUACUACAACCCAAACCCCAACAAUCAGCCCGGCGGCUCCGACGCAGGUUCCUGGAACCCCCACGGCGCGAAGCGCAGCCGUCAAGACUAA
Molecule: messenger RNA, 1212 nt
Organism: Penicillium hordei
Lineage: Eukaryota; Fungi; Ascomycota; Eurotiomycetes; Eurotiales; Aspergillaceae
Exons: 3
Coding region: 1-1212 (403 amino acids)
Biological process (GO): mRNA alternative polyadenylation
Cellular component (GO): mRNA cleavage and polyadenylation specificity factor complex
Molecular function (GO): mRNA binding
Source: RefSeq, a predicted model, not a curated record